This is a messenger RNA of Colletotrichum navitas, 378 nucleotides long. RefSeq lists its product as uncharacterized. The coding region runs from base 1 to 378 and encodes 125 amino acids. The record is from RefSeq and is a predicted model, not a curated record. NCBI's taxonomy places the organism in Eukaryota, Fungi, Ascomycota, Sordariomycetes, Glomerellales, Glomerellaceae. The transcript has a single exon.
AUGGUUGGACAUUGCUACUCAACAACCACACCCCCUAGGGACCCCGGCGUCUGGGGAUCGAAGUGGAAAUCGAAGAUAUCGGCUCUGACCUCGACCAUUGGCCCGUCGGUGAACCUCAGAGUGCACGAGCUCAUCACUUUGAUCCAUUCCACCCUCGUGUCCACCACGGCCGUGCCAAUAUCUUCACCCGUCGACGGGCUGAUCUUGCCGACUUCUGGGAAUGCCGCCUCAUCAAGCACGCCAGUCCAUCCAUGGCACGUGGGAAGAGCCAGGCUGCGUCUUUCUUCUGUUACUGCUCCUGCCUCUCAGCCUUUAUUGCCCAUUUCCCCACGCCCCAUGCAAAGCAACGUCCAGACAGCCCGGUCUUCAGCUACUUGA